UUUAUAGGUGAUCUGGUCGGCGGCGACCGCCGAGGUGGAGUCUUUGGACUCUCAGCAGGAUGAAGGAGAUGGUUUGCGUAUGUUUCGCGUGUCUGAAAUCUACAUCUUGUUAGCUGUAAUAUUGAAGAUGUCGUAUAUCGCGCAAGUCAAAUGAAACUUUCCAGGACGGAGUACAGAAAAGAUGGAAACAGCCAUGAGAACGCAAUGGGCUCCGACAACACUACAUUCGAGACAACAAGGACAGUCUCAUGCCCAUCCAGCAAGACCCGUCAGAGCAGAGCACUUCCAAUAUCGAAUCGCAAGAUCAUUCAAGAAGCCAAAUCCGCAUCAGAUCACAACGUUGACCUCGAAUUACGUCCUCAGCACUUCAAAUGCACCAACAACCCACCAUCUCAACCACCACCAAGCUCUUUAUCAUCUCCUCGUGGAUCAACAUACCACACCACCUCCAUUUCCAUAUCCCCCUCCUCUCUCAGAACAGGAAACUGUAAAUCUGCCAAAGAAGCCUCAGCACGUACCUCGAGUUCCGCUCCCAGCGGGAUAGAUGACGUGCCCCUCGCAGCACGCAAAGUCACCAAAAUUAAACCCCCUUACACUGACACACUGACACACAACGCGCAAUCACCCUUCAAUCAAAGAGUCCCAGACAUCCGAUGUUAAUCCGAUCUCGUCCUCGUCCGAGGUUGCAACUGAAGCACACAUCCGAAGCAGUUCUGGCCAUCGAACACCACACUCGUUACAACUUACCACGCUCACGGGUGUGCGGCCCAAGAGGGGCGUUCCACGUGCCCCCUGGUGGUCCGCCGCAUCCAUUGUGGCACACCUCACGCGCAUCCUUACUUACCUGGCUAAUGAACAGGCAGUAGUCGCGCUACCCUAACUCACAGAACCCACCUAACCAAAUCCACUAUACCAAACCACCUACCUAUGUAGGUAGGUACAUAGUAUUAAUAGAUAGGUGCCAGGUACUAGGUACGUUCACCUGGACACAUGGAGUUGUAAUUUG
Messenger RNA from Pseudovirgaria hyperparasitica, 1006 nucleotides. RefSeq lists its product as uncharacterized. The coding region runs from base 151 to 660 and encodes 169 amino acids. The record is from RefSeq and is a predicted model, not a curated record. The transcript has a single exon. Lineage: Eukaryota; Fungi; Ascomycota; Dothideomycetes; Acrospermales; Acrospermaceae.